Messenger RNA from Ruditapes philippinarum (Manila clam), 2115 nucleotides. RefSeq lists its product as uncharacterized. NCBI's taxonomy places the organism in Eukaryota, Metazoa, Mollusca, Bivalvia, Venerida, Veneridae. The record is from RefSeq and is a predicted model, not a curated record. The transcript has 5 exons. Gene Ontology annotation, molecular function: nucleic acid binding. Gene Ontology annotation, biological process: DNA integration. The coding region runs from base 631 to 2115 and encodes 494 amino acids.
CUAUGGAAGGGGAUAUCCGCCAGUUCACGCAUUAUGCUUUAUUACAUUAAAACAUGUAAUUCAUUUUUUACUUUGAUAUUUAUUAUUACAUAUUUGUUAUUUUUAAAAGGUGAUUUUAAUUAAUUUGGCGUUGUUAUAUGUGCAUUUUCCUUUUCACAUUAAUUCUAUUAUUGCAAUAUGAUAAUUAGUUUGGCAUUAUUGAAUUGUAGCGUUGAAGAAUUUAAUAACUUUUUUAUUGUGAGAACAUUUACUUUAUCUUCCGUAAACAUGCAACAUUCAUGGAAAUGUAUGAUAAGCAUUUUCAUCUAAUUGACACAUUGUACUUGAAACAUAACGUGUUGUUUAUUAUUUGUAUGCGCUAAAAUGGGCCCUUUUAAUUGAUGGGAGAUAACUCGUGAAACAUCUGUAAACAAUAACCGCUCCCCAAGCCGGUGUACAAAUAAAAUGUGAUUUGUCGUGGCAGUUGCAUGACAGAAAACGUACGAAAAAACUUUUACAACGAUAUUUCCAGUUUUGAGAAGCUGUUUGAGAAGCUACGAUAUGUAAGAUGUGUUUAAUGAAGCAGUGAAUUGUUGACUUAUAAUAUAGAAGCCUUGAACAUUAUUCAAUACUUCCAGGGAGGUUAUCGCCAUGAAUGUUGAGCAACAACUAGUGUCUCAAAUCAAAGAUCUCUGCAGACAGAAAAUACUUCAUGUUGUUCAGAAUUUAGAAAAUGACCGUAUAUUUAACAUCAAAAAUGAGCUACAAGAGGUUUUGAGAUAUUUGUUACAGUUAUCCAGUUUCUCUAAUAUUAGUAGUUGUAUAAAAUAUGUACAAGAUGCUCUCGACAUUUUAGACCAGUUACCAACUGAGAAUGAUGUUUCAGAAGUAAAGGCCUGUAAAAAGCAAGGAAGAAAAUAUGACAUUCCUUCUGAAACUCUACAAAAUCUUAUAGAAAUUGGUUUGAAAAUUAGGGAUAUUUCAGAAUUGUUUAAUGUUGGCAAGAGAACAGUUGAGAGAAGAAUGGAGGAGUAUAACCUGUCAGUCAGAGAUACCUAUAGUAAUUUGUCUGACAAUGACUUAAGACUAGAAGUUCAAGACCUCUGUUCCAGCUUUCCAUGUGUAGGGUACAGAACAAUUCAGAGCCUUUUACUUUCAAAGGGAAUUAAGGUACAGGAAUCUAGAGUGAGGCAGACUGUAAGAGAGUGUGAUCCUUGUGGUGUUUUAUUUCGUAAAGUCUUCCUUACAUCCUGUAGAAUACAAAGAAGAACAUAUUCUGUCAGUGGUCCUCAAGCCCUUUGGCACAUUGAUGGAAAUCACAAGUUAAUAAGAUGGCGUCUUGUUAUACAUGGGGGAAUAGAUGGCUACUCCAGGCUCCCAGUUUUUCUCAAUGUUGGGAAUAAUAACAGAGCAGAAACUGUUCUGCGUGCAUUUUUAGGGGCUGUUCAGCUGUUUGGUUUGCCUAAAAGGGUUCGAUCCGACAAGGGGGGAGAAAAUGUGUUGGUUGCACAGUACAUGGUUGAACAUCAAUCUUCAAUUAAUAGACCUUUUAUUGCCGGAAGGUCUGUUCACAAUCAAAGGAUAGAACGGUUAUGGAGAGAAGUGUGGGCUGGCGUUACAAGCUUCUACUAUAACAUUUUCCAUCAGCUUGAAGAUGAAAGAAUGCUGGAUCCAACCAAUGAGGUGCACAUCAUGAUACUUCACCUUGUCUUUCUUCAGCGGAUACAAACCCAUUUAGAUAGAUUUGCAGAGGCAUUACGGCGGCGUCCACUCAGAACGGAAAAUAACCGCACUCCGCUACAGUUAUGGAUGACUUCCAGACAUCCACCGAAUGAUGGACAGGUAAGUUUACAUUAUGUGAUGAUCAACAUUAACAGAGCUAUAAGAUUAUGUCUCUCUAAAAUAUUGGGAAGUCACAAUAUUUUUGCCUCCAUUACUGUCUGUUCAAAAUAUCUUGGUUUAAGUGUUUGUUGGGCUCUAUAUUGGGUCAUGUUUUCUCACCUUAACUUGUUUUUACACAACCUUUUGGCCACUUUGUUUACAUUCUUUAACACUUGUUCUAAGUUGUGGUUUCAAUUCCCGCAAAUGGACAUAUUUUGUUAUUGUUUUGUUGUUUGUUAUUGGGAUAUAAUUUAG